GAACAAGAUCGUGUUUCCGCCCCCUUUCUCGCGUCGCCCGACUCACAAAUCGCUGUCGCGCACCGGCACGACCGAGUCGGCUCGUCCUUUCUCGGCACCGGACGGCGCCGGUAUCUCCAAUAUUCAUCCAUCGCCUCGCUCGCCUCCCUCGCCUCUCAGCAUCUCCUAUCUCCAACCGUUCAUCUCACCCAUUCGGCCUCUCCCCUCUACCUCUCAGUCCGCACUCUUCCUCUCAGGCAGGCCUCCUCCGUUUAGCGUAUGCGAUCAGUUCCCCAGGUGAUCGAAUAUUGAAUUGCAUUGGCAAGGAGAGUUCCACAAGGACCUAUUUUGCAAUUUAUUUUUGGAUAAAUCGCAGUGGGGAUGGCUUUACCUCAAGCUAUAAAAGCUGGACUUCCCUGCAUGAAUCUUCUUAGAAUGACAGCUGUGCCAAUAUUAAAGCAACUAUAUUUGGAGGAAAGACUGCUCAGAAGCUCAGCAGAGAAUUGGUGUAUCAUUAGUCAUGGGACAAGUCUUCCCACCAUAGUCAUGGGUAUAUCAGGGAGGCCUUCAGAACUUGUUGAACUAAAGCCUGUGCUUCGUGAUCAAAUCCCUGUGAUCAGAAGAUUUUCUGGUGGAGGCACGGUUAUCAUAGACAAUGGCACACUUUUUGUCUCUUUGAUUUGCAACAAGAAUGCUAUUCCGGGGCUGCAACCUUAUCCUCACCCGAUUAUGUCCUGGACUGGGCAGUUAUAUGGUCAGGUGCUUUGUGAGUUUGGUGAUUUCCAUCUUCGUGAAAAUGAUUAUGCAUUUAAUAGUCAUAAAUUUGGUGGAAAUGCUCAGUCCAUAAUUAAAGAUCGAUGGAUCCAUCACACAUCAUUUCUUUGGGAUUAUGAUGCCAAGAACAUGGAAUAUCUUAAACUACCCAGCCGAGCUCCCAAAUACAGAUCGGCACGAUCUCAUGUAGAGUUCUUAUGCCGAAUGAAAGAUUAUGUGCCAUCAAGAACAUCUUUUAUCGAAGGCACCAUCAAGUCUCUUGGAGGCCACUUCUCGAUUAGACCGUUUGAUCUGGAUGAACUUGGUAGCCUUUCUAGUUCUUUGUCUGGUUCCACCAAACUGCUGACGAGGCAAGAAUUGGAGGAAGCAUACACAUCUCAAUGUGUAGCCGUUCUUUGGGAGUGAAUUCAGUAGAUUACCCAAUCAAAAUGGUCCAAGGGAUUGUGAGUCUUGGAGUAGUAGUCGUUGGACAACUAUGGACAACUACAAUGAAUCUAGUCGCAUCAUUGAUGGAAAUUUUGAUG
Messenger RNA from Zingiber officinale, 1277 nucleotides. Its product is annotated as putative lipoate-protein ligase A. Gene Ontology annotation, cellular component: mitochondrion. Gene Ontology annotation, biological process: protein modification process. The record is from RefSeq and is a predicted model, not a curated record. The transcript is spliced from 7 exons. Bases 361 to 1158 code for a protein of 265 amino acids. NCBI's taxonomy places the organism in Eukaryota, Viridiplantae, Streptophyta, Magnoliopsida, Zingiberales, Zingiberaceae.